CGACUUCGUCCAAUCAGCGACUAGCGUGUACAGAUAAUGAAGUUUUGCUCCAAACUCGCGGAAAUUUACUCAAAUAGUAAAAGAAACAGAUUGUGUCAACACGGAGUUGUUGUUGUAAGAAAUUGGCAAAAUGUCAUACACAGCUCAGACCAACAAAACGGUCUUUGACCGUUACAUGGACCUACCCUUGGACAAUAAGGUCAUGUGUGAGUACAUCUGGAUUGACGGCACAGGAGAAGGUGUCCGAUCCAAAUGUAAGACCCUGGACUUCGAACCUAAGGAUCCCAAAGAGUGCCCCGUUUGGAAUUAUGAUGGCUCCAGUACGUAUCAGGCAGAAGGUUCAAAUUCGGACAUGUACCUCUACCCUGUGGCUAUCUUCAGAGAUCCAUUCCGGAGGGACCCAAAUAAACUAGUUCUGUGUGAAGUUUACAAAUACAACAAAAAACCAGCAGAAACAAAUCGUAGAAAGACGUGCAAUGAGGUAAUGGAACAGGCUAAAGACAAGAAGCCAUGGUUCGGGAUUGAACAGGAGUACACACUGUUAGAUACUGACGGUCAUCCAUUCGGCUGGCCCAAAAACGGUUUCCCAGGACCUCAAGGACCAUACUAUUGUGGUGUGGGAGCUAAUAAAGUGUACGGACGUGACAUUAUUGAGGCUCACUACAGGGCUUGCCUGUAUGCUGGGGUCAAAAUCGCUGGUUGUAACGCUGAGGUCAUGCCUGCCCAGUGGGAGUUCCAAGUUGGCCCUUGUGAGGGAAUCGCAAUGGGCGACCACCUCUGGGUUGGACGAUAUUUAUUACACAGGGUAGCUGAAGACUUUGGUGUUGUGGUGACCCUUGACCCCAAACCUAUUGAGGGAGACUGGAAUGGUGCUGGGGCUCACUGUAACUACAGUACCCUCCCCAUGAGGCAGGAUGGGGGAAUCAAAUAUAUUGAGGAUGCAAUAGAAAAACUAUCCAAACACCACGUCAGACACAUAAAAGCUUACGACCCGAAGGAAGGAAAAGACAACGAGAGGCGUCUGACAGGAUUCCACGAAACCUCCAGUAUCCACGACUUCUCUGCUGGGGUGGCUAAUCGUGGUGCAAGCAUCCGAAUUCCCCGCAAUGUUGCAGAAGAAAAGAAAGGUUACCUCGAAGACAGACGUCCCUCCUCCAAUUGUGAUCCCUACUCCGUAACGGAAGUCAUUGUCAGAACAACGUGUGUAGAUUAAGAGACCAAUAAACUGUCUUCUUUGUUUUUGUGUAUUGUCCCGUACGUUCAUAUUUUCGUUUAAAAUGAAAAAAAAACUUUCAAGAGUUCAUAUUAUAUUUCCUAUAAGUGUGUUGAAAACCGUACUUCUAUUUUUUAAAAGUGUUCAUAUUUUGUUUUUAAAUUGAUUUAUAUAUAUCUAUGCAUUAUGUUUUCAUAUAAAAGAUCUGCGCUGCGUACCAUUGAUUCAUUAAUCAUAUUGAGUAAGUUAUAUAUGUAUAUUUUUAUUUACAUGUGUAUAAGUUUAGCAAACCUUGUUUUACACAGUUGUAUCUGAUGAAUCCCUAGGAAUCUCCAGAAUGGGCUUCAGUUUUAUUAUGAAAAGUGAAUAAUAAUAAUAAAUUGUUACUUAAAAUUAAAAA
Molecule: messenger RNA, 1613 nt
Organism: Saccostrea echinata
Lineage: Eukaryota; Metazoa; Mollusca; Bivalvia; Ostreida; Ostreidae
Product: glutamine synthetase-like
Exons: 7
Coding region: 131-1213 (360 amino acids)
Cellular component (GO): cytoplasm
Molecular function (GO): glutamine synthetase activity
Source: RefSeq, a predicted model, not a curated record